Molecule: messenger RNA, 1614 nt
Organism: Saccharomyces mikatae IFO 1815
Lineage: Eukaryota; Fungi; Ascomycota; Saccharomycetes; Saccharomycetales; Saccharomycetaceae
Gene: EKI1
Product: bifunctional choline kinase/ethanolamine kinase EKI1
Exons: 1
Coding region: 1-1614 (537 amino acids)
Biological process (GO): phosphatidylcholine biosynthetic process; phosphatidylethanolamine biosynthetic process
Cellular component (GO): cytoplasm
Molecular function (GO): ethanolamine kinase activity; choline kinase activity
Source: RefSeq, a predicted model, not a curated record
AUGUACACCAAUUAUUCGCUUACAAGCAAUGACACAGUGUCCCGAACUUACCUGGUUGGUACAGCCUCACUAAAAAUGUCUGAGAAGAAGCACCAAUUAGCGAAUUGCAGCGAAUUAACGAAGAAGGUAGCCCAUAUAAUUAACACCGAUGGUGAUUCAGAACCGGAGUUAGUGAAUGAAUUGUCAGUAACGGGCUCCAACGAAGACGGUGACAUGACUUCAAAUUCAUGGACUUCGCGAACUUCCAGCGACUUCAUCAAAUUAACAUAUGUAAACUCGAAAUUAGAUCCGUCUUUGCCGUCCCAAUAUUUCAAGCAGGAUAUCUUAGACAUUAUACAAAGCCUGGAGAUUCCUGGGUGGUCUGUAAACUGCUCCAGAAAAAUCUCGCUGAAUAGAGAUUUAUUAACUUUGACGAAAAUUAAAGGGGCCCUUACGAAUGUCAUUUAUAAAAUUCAAUAUCCAUAUUUGCCCUCUUUACUGAUGAGAAUUUUUGGUGAUAACAUCGAUUCUGUAAUUGAUAGGGAAUAUGAAUUGAAGGUAAUUGCUAGAUUGUCUUUUUAUAAUUUAGGCCCCAAAUUAGAAGGAUAUUUUCAGAAUGGUAGGUUUGAGAAAUAUAUUGAGGGUUCAAGAACAUCUACUCAAGCUGACUUUAUAGAUCGGGAUACUUCCAUGAAAAUUGCCAAAAAGUUUAAAGAGUUGCAUUGUACCGUUCCACUAACGCAUAAAGAAAGAUCGAAUGAACCAUUAUGUUGGAAAACCUUUGAUCAAUGGAUCAACCUAAUAGAUUCACAUAAAGAGUGGGUUACUGAUAAAAAUAAUAUUAGUGAAAAUUUACGUUGUUCAAGCUGGGACUUUUUUAUAGAAUGUUUUAAAAGUUAUAAGCACUGGCUGCAUAAUGAUUCGGCUUUUACAUCAAAACUGUUGAGAGAAGGUAACAAGGAUAAUGCGAUGAAUACUGGGCUGAAGAUGGUAUUCUGUCACAAUGAUUUACAGCAUGGUAAUUUACUUUUUAAUAGUAAGGACAAUGAUAACGUCUCAGUAGAUGACUUAACAAUUAUUGAUUUUGAAUACGCUGGUCCUAAUCCUGUUGUAUUUGAUUUAUCGAAUCACUUAAAUGAAUGGAUGCAAGACUACAAUGACGUACAGUCAUUUAAAUCCCAUGUUGAUAAGUACCCCAAAGAAGAAGAUAUAUUGAUCUUUGCACAAAGUUAUAUAAACCACAUGAAUGAAAAUCAUGUGGAAAUUCAUUCACAAGAAGUCCGGAUUCUCUAUAAUCUAAUCAUAGAGUGGAGGCCUUGUGCUCAAUUAUUUUGGUGUCUUUGGGCCCUUUUGCAAAGUGGAAGGCUUUCUCGACAACGACGGACAAAAGAUAAAAGAAUAAUUAGCAAAGAAUAUAUUCCAUGUGAUAAGGCAUAUACUACUACAUACCAAAACGACGAAUGUAAAGAGAACGGAAAAUACGAUGAUUACGAAGAUGGGUCGUUCAACUAUCUAGGGUUUUGUAAAGAAAAGAUGUCUGUCUUUUGGGGUGAUUUAAUUACAAUGAAUAUUAUUGACAGAGAUUGUUCUGAUGUGGGAAAAAUUGACUACUUAGAUACUAAGAUCCUUUUUUAG